AAACGGAAAAAGUUUUGAAAAAAUGGAAAAAUGUCAACAAUAACAUCCACCUACAACUUUUGCUAAUAAUUUUACGAUUUUUCACUGGAAAAUUAGUUUCUAGAGUGCAUUUUGUGGUCUCUGAGCGUUAAUCAAGCAGUGUUGAAUCCGGUGCCAGUGUCGAAUUAAUGAUUCUGUUGCGGUGCAGCUCAGCAAAAACUCAAAUCGCGAAACAAUGGCAGCCGGAAUCAAAUACAUCAUCCAGAAGGAAGUUUUCGAUGCUCUGGAGGAACGGAUUCUCUCGGUGUGCAAUGUGAGCAAGCUGCUGAAGAAGAAAAAGACUUCAUACCUGUGCGUGAUCGCGACCACUAAGCCCCGGAUCGUGGUUUCGAUCUGCCAGGUGAAACAGUACGAUAAGGGUGUGUGGAAGAAGAAACGGACGUGGGCGAUUGAGGAGGUGAAGGGGUUGGACGGUCGCAAUGAAUCAUCCGAGACGCACGAGUUUGAUUUGUGUCUGGAGAAGGUCUACCGCUGGUUUGCGGCGAAUCUCCACGAACGGCAAAACUUCAUCACGGUGCUGUGGAAGCAGUUGCAGAAACAUGUUCCGUCGGAAGGACGUCCGGUGUUCAAGAAUAUUCCCAAGGCUUGGUUGGCUGAACGUUCGCCGGAAAAGGUCACGAUUGGUGGAAAGUUUGCCACGAUGAGUGUUCAGGACGGGGGUGAGGAAGACGAUGAUUUGGACGAUAUGGUUGAGAGUGAGGAUUUCCACGCCCUGACGGAGAAAGAAGAGACCAAUUUGAACAAGUUGAUCGGCGAGUGUGACUAUGCAAUAAGCAAUGCGGAACAGUUCAUGGAACAUCUCGGGCGAAAUUUGCAAGAACUUGAUGGUGCAAACAUUCAGAGUGUACUGGCCUCUGAGAAACAAGUGGAGGCACUGAUGGAACAAAUUGAGUCGGCUAUAUCAGAAGCUGAGAAAGUGGAAAAACGGCUGGACGACUACGACGAGAUACUUUGUCAUAUUCGUGAAAGCAUGGAAAAAAUGGGCGAGAAAAAUCAGAUGAUAGAAAUCGCUAAUACAAACAAUGUAAAACUACUGCAAGAGUUGGAGAAAGUAGUCUUCCAGUUGGAUCUUCCGCAUGUACAUCAAAUAGCACUGACUGAUACAGAUUUGACACCCAAAGGCCUGCCCGCGGCGAUUGCAGCCGGUAAAGCGUUACAAACGGCCAUGAAUAGUGAUAUUGAUCCGGCAUUGCUCCGACUCACGGCCGUUCAGGAUCAGCGCAAACGGUUCGAGAAGUGGAAAGCCAAGUUUUCACAGACGGUCAGUCGGCAUUUGAACAAUUUGUUCAUUCAUUUGGGCAAUUUGGGAGAUUCGCAGAGUCAACAUUCGGGCGAUCUGAACCUCCCGAAGCACAAUUCGGUGCACAAGGAGUUGUCGGCAUAUGCGGAUUUGAUGCACUGGAUGAAGGCCAUGGAUCGCAAGGCAUAUGACGCGUUGAUAAAAGUUUACACCAGUUCGUUGAGCAAGGUCUACGAUCGAGACAUCAAGUUGUUCUUCGAGACAGCCAAGCAGUUAAUUUCGGAGCGGAGAUUCGGUUCGAGAGAAGACUUGAACAGCAGUUCGAUGAGCAAUAAACUGAAGCUGGGUCAACAAAGCAGCAAACAGCCGACGCAGCCGUACGGAAUUUUGGGAGUCAACAGAGAGCUAUGGAGUGUCGGUGCCGAACCUGCCGAGCGUCAAAGGUUUGAUUCUAUAUUAGAAAAAGUGCUGGCCGAGUUGGAACCUGUAGCCCUUAGUGAGCAGCACUUUUGCAUAGCCUUCUUUCAGUUGGACGUGAUCAGUCCGACUGGGAAAAAUACUCAGACUACGUUAGACAUGGCGGUCGCUCUGCAGGACAAAGAGCGGGACGAACGGGACACGGCAGUGAUGAUUCCCCAGAAGCGGUUGGACAGGCAAAUCAACGAAGAAGUGCGACGGAUGAUGGGAGAGCUGUUUAGUAACUUGGAGCAAGAAUUAAACAGCUUCAUUUUGAGCUUUGAAAAGUUGGACAGCUAUUAUUCACUUUAUGUGCUUGUCCGUUUGACGCAACAUGUAAUGUCCGCCCAAGAUGCACAGUCGUUCCUGAGUAUGACUUUUGCCUCGGCACUGAUCCACGUCAAACGAAACUUUGACAAGUUUAUGAAACUGCAAUUGCAAUCCAUCCAGGAAGCCAAAGUACCAAAGCGCUCCAAAUGCGGAUUACUUCCUUACGUGGAGAAUUUCGAAGAGUUCGCAGUAACGGCGGAAGCAAUCUUCAAGAAAACCGAACGACGGAAUGACAUGGACAAGUGGUACCUCAAGCUAGUGGAAGCAAUUUUUGAAUAUAUCCCAGCGCACGCAAUGGAUCACGCCAAAACACCCCACCAGGUGGUUAAAAUGGAAAACUAUCAUAGGAUGCACUCGCUUUUGUCCCAGUUGAAGGUUGGUGUUCUGGAACAGCUGAAAAAGGAUGCGAAGGUGCGCUACAAUGACGCCCUGAAGGCAUACGUGACGAAGUAUUUCGGACGACCACUGGAAAAGUUGAAUCAAUUUUUCGAAGGCGUUCAGCAGAAAGUUCAGCAAGGUGUGAAGGAAACCGAAAUCAGCUACCAAAUGGCCUACUCAAAGCAAGAAUUGCGUAAAGUGAUCUCUCAGUAUCCGGCUCGGGAAGUAAAGAAAGGCCUAGAGCACCUAUACAAGAAGGUGGAGAAACAUCUCUGCGAGGAGGAAAAUCUGCUUCAGGUCGUGUGGCGUGCUAUGCAAGAAGAGUUCAUCGCCCAGUACAAUUCACUAGAACUGUGGAUUCAGCGAUGCUACGCGGGUGCAAUGAUAACACUCGACUUUACUAUCAAGGACAUAUUGGACUUUUUCUCGGAGAUUGCACGUUCGCACUAGACUCAAAAAUGGUGUCCUUGUCCAAAGCAUAGCUUUGCUUAUUAUAAUUUUAAAUUUUGCAAAUAUGUUGCUGGAACGAGUUAAUUUAGGUCAGAGAAGCGGGUGCGAGUUGACGCAUUCUCUCUUUUGAUUUUUAAUUGGGUGAGAAUCGUCAAAAUACACAAUUCGCACGUCACUCUACUGAUAGAAUAAACGCGAAGACUCUGUCAUUCUUGCGUAUAAAAAUAAGAAUCAGAGCCGAUAUUCCAAAUUUACGAAUGACUUAUCACGGUAAAGUUGACAACUAAUUAAUAAUUUACUUAUUACCUUUUAUCUUUGUUUCUUCUUGUUGCACUGUUUUCUCAAAUUGUUAAUAUAUUUACACGUUCUUUUAGGAUCUAGAAGAGUGCAAACAAAGUCAUGUUGUAAGUAAUCGAACAAACAUAAUAAAAGCUUCCUAGUUCAAGCCGGGAAUGUCGCAAAAACUA
Armigeres subalbatus is the source of this 3360-nucleotide messenger RNA. RefSeq names its product exocyst complex component 1 (gene Sec3). Lineage: Eukaryota; Metazoa; Arthropoda; Insecta; Diptera; Culicidae. The coding region runs from base 215 to 2893 and encodes 892 amino acids. Gene Ontology annotation, biological process: exocytosis; Golgi to plasma membrane transport. The transcript is spliced from 3 exons. The record is from RefSeq and is a predicted model, not a curated record. Gene Ontology annotation, molecular function: phosphatidylinositol-4,5-bisphosphate binding. Gene Ontology annotation, cellular component: plasma membrane; exocyst.